Molecule: messenger RNA, 735 nt
Organism: Trichosporon asahii var. asahii CBS 2479
Lineage: Eukaryota; Fungi; Basidiomycota; Tremellomycetes; Trichosporonales; Trichosporonaceae
Exons: 5
Coding region: 1-735 (244 amino acids)
Source: RefSeq, a predicted model, not a curated record
AUGGACGCGGACGACAGUGAAAGCGCACAACCGACCCAGUAUGGAGAGGAGCCGACAUUAUCACCUCGAGCGCAGUCAUCCCCGCCCACCCCGGUGCCGCCCCCAACGAUACAACCGACGGAGCGAUAUGGCUGGCGGGUUACACCGAUACAGGAGCCAAAUACAGGAGCAGCGUUCAUGUUUCAAGAGCUCGCUCGAAUACAACUAAUGCCGCUAUUAGUCGUUCAGAUCGACUGUUGGGACCCGGAGACGCAACAGUUCAUUGUGCCACCGCCCGAAGAGCUGGCUACGCUGGUUGUGAUGGUCUCCGUGCAGACGAUAGAUGGAGAGGACGCCUCUCUAGUCAGGCUCCGAGAGGAUGAUACCGUCGCGCACAGCACCCUGUACGGUGGAAGGGUGCAGAUGACCCAUCUCCUGCCCUCCGUGAACGAUCCAAAUCUGACAGGCUGUUACGCAUUCUUUCCCGACCUUUCCAUCCGCGUGCCCGGAGAGUUCAGACUGCGUUUCUGGCUUCAAAGGGUUUCAAUGGAUCCGGACCAUCAGCAGCCGUCGGUGGGCUCUUACUUGGAUGUCUAUCACACCGGAGGCUUCCGCGUCGUACCACUUCACCAGUUUGUCGCGCCUCCUAGGAUCAAACUAACCUCAGCAGCAACAACAGAAUUGACUACACACUUCGCCAGCUUGGGAAUUGAUCUUCACUUGCAAGACGCAAACUGGGACCUGGACCACGCCUGA